Cydia amplana is the source of this 492-nucleotide messenger RNA. RefSeq lists its product as uncharacterized. The record is from RefSeq and is a predicted model, not a curated record. The transcript has 2 exons. The coding region runs from base 1 to 492 and encodes 163 amino acids. NCBI's taxonomy places the organism in Eukaryota, Metazoa, Arthropoda, Insecta, Lepidoptera, Tortricidae.
AUGUUCUCAAAAUUGUAUAGCAGCGUGGUGUGGCGUCCGGCGUUGCCGGCGCUUAUAGGGCCUCGGCAGUCUCGGCAGACCACACCCAGGUUCCUGGCACCUAGGACCCCACCUCAGGUGCCAGCACGCCUCAUGAACUUAGGUCUAGCAAGCCAGUAUAGCAACAACAGGAUACCCAACAGGCUUAGAAUCAUGUACGCUGUGAAACACUACUAUGAGACUAUUCCGUUGUUCGUUGUGUGCAUCUUUGAUAUAAUCAUCGUGUUCGCGGCCAUCUUUUACGCUUGUAGAAGUCGGGUGGACUUGCAGUUCGUCCACAGCCAAAACAACUCGAUCUCCCGCACCAUGGACAUGCGGAACCCCACGGUUCACAAGCACCUGGUGUUCUACCAGCGCUACGAGCCCUGGCCGGAGCUGCAGGACUCCCUGGACAAGAUGACGGUGGCCGAGAAACGGCUGAAGUCUCGCAUGGAGAACUGCCAGAAACCUUAG